Molecule: messenger RNA, 1086 nt
Organism: Abrus precatorius (Indian licorice)
Lineage: Eukaryota; Viridiplantae; Streptophyta; Magnoliopsida; Fabales; Fabaceae
Exons: 6
Coding region: 1-1086 (361 amino acids)
Biological process (GO): DNA integration
Molecular function (GO): nucleic acid binding
Source: RefSeq, a predicted model, not a curated record
AUGUGGGAGGUGCUUUCUUUUCUUAGACAUGCAGGUUUUUACAGGAGAUUCAUCAGAGAUUUCAGCAAGAUUGCCCUACCAUUGUCCAGUCUUCUGCAGAAGGAUGUGUCAUUCAUAUUUAUUGAUUCAUGCAAGGAGGCAUUUAAGGAGUUGAAGAGGAGACUCACCACAUCACUCAUCAUGCAACCACCAAAUUGGGAGCUCCCUUUCAAGUUAAUAUGUGAUGCCUCAGAUUAUGCACUUGGAGCUGUAUUAUCACAGAGACUCAAAAACUGUCUUUACAAAUCACGCUGCAUUGAAUUCCUACAGAAGAAGCUAGUUGCUAAACCCAGAUUACUCAGAUGGAUGCUUCUUCUACAGGAGUUUGAUAUUGAUAUAAAAGAUAGAAGUGAUUCUGUACCUUGGUUUGUAGAUAUUGUUAAUUAUUUGGUUACUUCUGUUGUACCUCCUCAUGCAUCUAGAUCUCAGGAGGCCAUCUUGGACCACAGAGAACAACUAGGAGGGUAUUGGACAGCGGAUUUUAUUGGCCCAUCAUCUUUAGGGAAGCAGUCAGGCAUGCAUUUUAUGAGUCCUUUUCCUGUUUCUUCUGGAUAUUCUUACAUUUUACUUGUUGAUUAUGUGUCUAGAUGGGUGAAGGCACAGGUCACCAAAACUAACGAUUCUAAGGUUGUUUCAGAUUUUCUCUGGACUAACAUAUUUUGUAGGUUUGGUGUGCCUAAGACUGUCACAAGUGAUCAGGGAAGCCCUUUCUGUAACAGGACCAUAGCAACGUUAUUCCAGAAGUAUAAGGUGACACACAGAAUUGCUACACUAUAUCAUCCUCAAACUAACGCUAUUUGGGCUCAGAGAAUAGCUUACCGAGUACCACUAGGUAAGCUUCGAUCUAGAUGGGAUGGACCUUUUGUGAUUACUAAUGUUUUUCCCCAUGGUGCAGUUGAAAUUAAGGAUGAAGUUACUGGCAGAGUUUUCAAAGUUAAUGGUCAACAGCUGAAACUAUUUCAAGAAAGCAAACCUAUGCAGAAGGCUCAAAACACAGUUGACGUAUCCUUAGUGGAGCCAAUUCUAAUGGAGGAAGUGUCUACAUAG